This is a messenger RNA of Neolamprologus brichardi, 540 nucleotides long. The record is from RefSeq and is a predicted model, not a curated record. Lineage: Eukaryota; Metazoa; Chordata; Actinopteri; Cichliformes; Cichlidae.
AUGAUUAGCGAGUUCCCCGUCAUGGCCCAGUUCUCCAGCCUGUCACCCAUUCCCGGCUUCUCCGCUUGGCUUCAAGGCCUGCUCAGCCAGUGCAGGAAGGAGGGCCGUGCAUUCGAUCUGCUCUCUGAGGAAGAGUGGAAGGAGAUACAACACGCCACCGAUUCCACCCCGAGCGUGGAUUCCCUUCGCAAGCUCCUCAGCUCUAACGAGUGGAUGCGUUCAGAGAGACUGUGCGGCGUCCUGGAGCCCGUCCUGAUGCGUCUGUGCGCCUGGUACCUGUACGGGGAGAAGCGGCGCGGCUACGCUCUCAAUCCGGUGGCUAACUUCCACCUGCAAAACGGCGCUACAAUGUGGCGGCUCAACUGGCGUGCCGACACCAGCCCCAGGGGUGUGGCCAACUCCUGCGGCAUCAUGGUGAACUAUCGUUACUUCCUGAACGAGACGUCGAAAAACAGCACGCGCUACCUUCAGAAUAAGGUCAUCGCAGCGUCAGAUCAGGUGCUCGGCUUCGUGUCCCAGUUUCAGAAGCAACGACGGUAA